AUGGCGCGAGCUCCCGAAUUGGAAGCACGAAGCCAGCCUUUGUCGAAAUCGGAGCUCCUGGCUGCUUGCCGCGGCUUUCAAACCGGACGUCGCUUGCAGAAUCGAGGCUACGUGCAGGGGAGGCACCUGUCAUGUGGGGCGACUGGCGAAGUUUUCCUGGGCCGAGUUGCAACAUCGUGCUCAGAGCCUGGAAUUGCGCCACCGGAUUGCCCGCAGGUCGCGCUGAAGCACAUGCGCGCCAUCAAUGCGGGCAUUCAGCGUCAAAUACAGCAAGAGAUCUCCAUGGUCUUCCACUGCCGAGCGAAAUAUGCUGAGGAGGUGGGAGAUCCAGUUUCUCCGGGGCAUCCGUACCUGGUUGCCUACUUGGAUUGGUUUGCAGGACCCACGGGCAUGGAUAGGGAAGUGUACUUGGUGAUGGAGCUCUGUUCCUUUAGCUUGGCUGAUAUGAUUUUUGCUGCAGGCCGGAAGACUGGCCCUGUUGCAAAAGUCCAGUUGGACUCGGGCCGCUUCCGCUUUCCUGAGCUGGAGGUGCUGCGGAACUUGCUGUCGGCCCUUGGUUUUCUGCACCGCCACGGCAUUGCCCACAGGGAUGUGAAGAGCGAGAACAUUUUGUGGGCUCAAGGCCCGGGCCUGAACAGCUGUUACAAGCUGGCAGAUUUUGGCACAGCUGUGCUGCUUGAGGAGGCGGCGAGGCGGCGAGAUGAGACCGGCACCCUGUGGUGCGCUUGGGGAUGGGCGGUUGCAGCGCUCUCCAAGCCCUUCAACUCGAAGGACUACGCAUCGCGUCCUCGCAUGUUCGUACACCUUUCCGAUGUUGCCUCCCUUCAUGGGUCAGACCAUCUUCCAGAAGAAAAUGCCUUAUCGCCACAGCACCCAGCUAAUUUCAUCCUUACUGACCCAGAUGAAUUGCUGGCGUAUCGCAACUCACAAGAGGCUCUUGCUCCCAACAGCUUUUGGCCCUUCAUCCUCGGAGCUUCUGCUGGUGGCACGCCCACGGCAUCCCCUUCCCGAGGAUGCAAGGCGAUACCGUCCUUGCCGACCCACAAGUCGUCCAGAGAUGUGAUGAGGUCCAAUUCCACUGCGCGGCCUCAGCGGAAGGAGAAACGCAGUGUGACCUUGCCUCCUCUGUCCUCGUGCCACAGAGAGGCAUGCCAAGCAGACGAGUGCUCUUCUGUGGACGCUCUGCAUGAGCGACGGCUGGCCUUCCUGAAAAAGCGCUGCAGCUUCCGGUGGAUUUACACUGAGGAGCUGAAGAGCCUCAUCUUCGAAGACUUGUUGUGUGAGGAUGCGGAGCACCGCUCGACAGCUGCUGCCCUUGAGGAAAGCGCUGCCCUGACAAGCCUGGCAGACAAAGCUGCUGCCCAGGUGCUGCCGGAAAUUCCUCCCGAAGCUCAAAGCCCGGAAGAGCUGCUGAGGUGUGUUUGCGCGGAGAACAUGUUGCGGGCUUUGGCUGCAUCGCGCAAAGGACAAGCAGCGCCAGAGUAUGCGCAGCCCUUGGAGCAGGCGCAGCCGCCGACAUCAUGA
Molecule: messenger RNA, 1524 nt
Organism: Symbiodinium pilosum
Lineage: Eukaryota; Dinophyceae; Suessiales; Symbiodiniaceae
Source: the annotation of a GenBank genome assembly